Messenger RNA from Andrographis paniculata, 2043 nucleotides. RefSeq names its product alkane hydroxylase MAH1-like. The coding region runs from base 89 to 1630 and encodes 513 amino acids. The record is from RefSeq and is a predicted model, not a curated record. The transcript has a single exon. NCBI's taxonomy places the organism in Eukaryota, Viridiplantae, Streptophyta, Magnoliopsida, Lamiales, Acanthaceae. Gene Ontology annotation, molecular function: monooxygenase activity; iron ion binding; oxidoreductase activity, acting on paired donors, with incorporation or reduction of molecular oxygen.
AAUCAAUAUUUCAAAUUAAAAAAAAUCAACACAAACCCUAAAAUCUUAAAUCCCCAAAUUAAACACCUCUCGACCUCAACCUGCUCCAAUGGCGAUCGUUGAAUUUCCCACGCUCAUCUUCCUUUCCCUCAUAACAAUCUUCAUUCUCAUUCUUACAAGCACGAGAACCACAAAGACAACCUCCGCGCCGACCAACUGGCCUAUCCUCGGAAUGCUGCCGGGGCUUCUCCGGAACCGCCACCGGAUCCAUUCCUACGCCGCCGAAAUCCUCGCCGAGAGCGGCGGCACGUUCGAGCUCAUUGGCCCCUGGUUCUGCAAUAUGGACAUGCUGAUAACCUCCGACCCCGCUAAUAUCCAUUACAUCUUCAGCCGGAAUUUCGCCAAUUAUCCGAAAGGUCCUGAGUUCAGGAAAAUUUUCGAAAUUCUCGGCGACGGGAUUUUCAACGCUGAUUUUGAGCUAUGGGAGCUUCACAGGAAGACGACGCUGUCGUAUUUCAGCAACGAGAAGUUCUACACGUUGCUCGAAAAGGCUGUGUCGGGGAAGAUCCAGACAGGAUUGAUGCCGGUUCUGGAGUUCCUGUCCGAGCGCGACAGGGAAAUCGAUUUGCAGGACGUGUUUCAGAGAUUUACUUUCGAUAGUAUUUGCAAGCUGGUUUUGGAUCACGAUCCGGAGAGCUUGUCCCCGGAGUUUCCAAUCGUGCCUUGCGGCGACGCGCUGAACGACGCUCUCGAGGCCCUGCUCCACCGCCAUGUCCUGCCGGAGGUUGUCUGGAAAUUUCAGAAAUGGCUGCGGAUCGGGAAGGAGAAGAAGCUGAUUGAAGCGUGGGAAUCCAUUGACGAAUUUGUCUACCGCUGCUUGAGCUCGAAGCAGUCCGAAUAUUCCGGCGCUGGCGAUGGAUUCAGUUUGUUGGAAUCUUUCAAACAGGCGUACGAGGAAAGCAAUGUCCGGUCGCCGCCUUCGGCGACGGCGACGGCGACGAGAGUGUUUUUAAGGGACACUGCUCUGAAUCUGAUGCUGGCGGGAAGGGACACGACGAGCACGUGCCUCACGUGGCUGUUCUGGCUGCUUUCGGCGCACCCGGCGGCGGCGGAGAGGAUCAGGGAGGAGAUAAAGGAGGAACUGCAGGUAAAGCAGGGAAGGGGGAACUGGAGAGGACCGAGCGUGGAGGACACGCGCCGGCUAGUUUACCUCCACGGCGCGUUGUGCGAGUCGCUGAGACUGUUCCCUCCGGUGGCGUUGGAACACAAAGCUCCGGUUCGAGCCGACGUGUUGCCGACCGGAAACCGGCUCCGGCCGGAGGCGAGGGUAAUAUUGUCAUUCUACUCGACGGGGAGGAUGGAGGAGGUGUGGGGGAAGGACUGCCUGGAGUUCCGGCCGGAGAGGUGGAGGACGGCGAGGGGAGGGGUAAUGCACGCGCCGUCGUACAAGUUUCCGGCGUUCAACGCGGGGCCGCGGACGUGCUUGGGGAAGGAGAUGGCGUUCGUACAGAUGAAGAUGGUGGCGGCGGCGGUGGUGUGGCAUUACAGGGUGGAAGUGGUGGAGGAGGUGGUGGCGCCUCGGGAUUCGAUCAUACUUCAUGCUAAACAUGGAUUGCGUGUCAGGCUGCUGUCCAGAUCCGACAGCAAUUGAAGAACAGCAUCAUCUCUUUCUCGAUCGAUGUUUCCGUACUCCUCCAAUCCAUGUCUGAAUAUUCGCUUUUGUUCUUUAAAGCAAAAAAUAUUUUGCAUCUUCGAAACAAAUAAUUAUUCGACAAACAUAUGGAGUAUAUUUUCAAAAAAAUAUAUAUCUAAUUUCAAAUUCAAAUUUGGGAAGGAUUAUAGUGUUAAUUUUUUCAAAUAGGCACGGUAUUGAUUUAGUAAAACAACACGAGUAAAAUAUAAAAAUAAUAUAUAUAUAUUACACAUAGUAUAUAGUGUUUGUAAUAAAAAUAUGUGAUGGUUGUUCGUAAUAACAAUAAGUAUUAUAUAAGAGUAAGAUAAUAUCCUAAAAUUAAUUAUUGUAUAUAUUUUUUAAAUCUAUAUAAUAUGUUAGUUCAUUUAUUU